AUGCAGAGCUCGGACCUGGGGAGUCGGGAGGACGGGAAGAUUUGGCACCGCAAGCCCUCCCCGGCCAUGCAGCAGGGGUAAACCGUGCGGGGAAACGGGCUUUAGGGUGAUGUGGGGUUUUUUUGGGGGGGGGGACCCUGUCCUUGGGUGUCAUCAGUGGAGCUCCCAUGUCCAAGAGCAGGCUACCCUUUCGGUUCCAAUGCAGUCCCUACUGAAUUGGCCUUUCCUUCUUUUUUAAAAUAAUUUUUUAUUAAUUUUCAGCAUAUCAUUUUCCACAGUGAUAAAACAUAUACAGUGUUACAUACGCUUCAGGUUACAUACACUUCAGGUUACAGACUCCGCUAACCCAGAAAUAGUACCUCAGGUUAAGAACCUUGCUUCAGGAUGAGAACAGAAAUUGUUCUCUGGUGGUACGGCGGCAGCAGGAGGCUCCAUUAGCUAAAGUGGUGCUUCAGGUUAAGAACAGUUUCAGGUUAAGAACAGACCUCCAGAACGAAUUAAGUACUUAACCCGAGGUACCACUGUAUUGACAUCUUAUACACAUUUUUUUGAUUUGCAAAAAACGAAGAUCAUGGCCACUGGUCCCAUCACCUCCUGGCAAAUAGAAGGGGAAGAAAUGGAGGCAGUGAGAGAUUUUACUUUCUUGGGCUCCAUGAUCACUGCAGAUGGUGACAGCAGUCACGAAAUUGAAAGACGCUUGCUCCUUGGGAGAAAUGCAAACCUAGACAGCAUCUUAAAAAGCAGGGUAGGGGAAGGAGCUCUCACCACUUCAUAACACCAUGCUGUUGACACCUUCUUGUUUUCAGAGUCAUCGUAAAUAUUAUUCACAGUGCCACAGGCUAUCAUUCCAAGACCAUUCGCUUUUUGAAUGUGGCUUUUGACAGUUCCGGAGAUGCACUGCUUUCUGGAGAUCAUCAAGGGAAUAUCUAUGUUUUUGACUUGGUGGGCAACAGGCAAGUGCUGCUUCUUUGUCUCUUAUCUUUUGAUGUGCUCUGAUUAAAAAUAUAUAAACCGUGGGUCAGUAGAGGGAUACAUACACUAGCACAGUUUUAAGCAUGAAGUAGAGAGGUUAGCUCUUUCUAGAUUACCCCUCCUGGCCCCAGUAAGUUCCUACCCAGUUGUUUAUAUACUCAAAAAACUGGGCUGAUUUCUCCGUAACUCUAAAACAUAGUUUAGUAUUGCAAAAGCAAGCCUAAGGAAGCCUUAUCUCAAACACUGCCCACCCUGUUGCCAAGAACAGGCGCAAAUAGCAGUUUGGAAGCUUUUGCUUCUGGUUUUUGCUAACCAUGGUUUAUUGUGUUGUUUCAACCUCACAAACUUUGGUUGAUUUUAACAACUGUUAUUUUGGCUACUAUAUAGCCUGUGAUAUAAUCACAAAGGCUGUAUUUGAUUUAUGGCUGCAAUGAGUUUUCCUUGUCCUCUGAAGUAAUAAUUUUGAUUUGUACAAAUAGGUUCAAACUGGUGCAACGAACAAUGCAAGCUUGUACUGCUCUGGCGUUUAAUCUCCGCAGGAAAACAGAAUUCCUUGUGGCUUUGGCUGAUUAUUCCAUUAAAUGCUUCGAUACAGGUACUGAGCACGGUUAACAAAACCUGUGUUCCUUAUAUGUGACUGCUUCUCAAUGUCUAUUUCAUCUCAUGUGUGUGAUGAUAAAACUAGAGCUGCGGUUUUCAACUUCUUUUUCUCACCGAAAAUCCAAAACACUUGUAAAUUGUUGAGGAUCUUGGUGGACCACUUAAUGGCUUUUCUGCCUGUUGUAGCAGUUGUAAUGUGGUGAUCUAGAUGCUGUGUGAUUUUUAGUUGUUUUAUUUUAAAAACAACAAUCAUACAGCAGUUAAAAAGCAAUAUUAAUGUUUAAUGCAAGAGGUGUCCCAUCUCUUGUCUUCAGUCACAAAUCCUCUAAUACACCAUGGACUCCCAGAUUGACCCUCGUAGACCACUGGAGGUCCAUGGACUAGUUUAUAAACCUCAGAACUGGAGUAUUAUUAUCUUUGAUCAAACCAGGAGUACGGAACCCUUUUCAUCCUGAGGGCAGGAUCCAGAACUGACCCAGCCUCCACUGCUCUCCUUUUUAAAACAACAACACAUUUUUAUUAAUAAGCCGAAGAUAAAGAACAUAACAAAAUAUGUGCUAUGAUAGUAUUUCCACUGGUUGUUUUUGACACCGGGGGGGGGGGCACCCGCUUAUCAUCUGACAGGUGAUUUACCUUUCAGGCUGGAAGUGAAUCUGGGUGGAAACGCUGCCUUUGAACCAUCUCUGCCAGAGUCAACUCUCAUAUGGCUUCCCCUGUUUGCACCGGACACCGCUGAGACUUCCCCCAGAAGCUUGAAUUAGACUGUGUGCUAGAAGGUCCCACCACGGUCUUAUCUCUUUGCUCAUCUUUCCUUAGAUACCAAAGAACUUGUUAGUUGGAUGAGAGGACAUGAAUCUUCGGUGUCCUCCAUCUCCGUUCAUGGUUCCGGUAGAUAUGCCAUCACGUCGUCUACCGACACAGCCCAGCUUUGGGAUCUCGACACUUUUCAGAGGAAAAGAAAGCUGCAAGUCCGGCAGUCUGUGGGCAUUCAGAAGGUCAGUCCAAAGAAACAUUUCCUUUGCCCAGGUUGCCAACCUUUUUGACACUUUCAGAGAGGCUUAGACAGUACCACAUGGCCCGCUCCAGCCAUUGUUGCGAAGUAUUUGCUUUCCUCCUUUUGCAUUUCCUCCUUUUGCCAGAGCUUGAUUGUGCUGCACAAAUUCAAGCCUGACUUCCCCCAUUUCCCAGGUUCUCCUGGAGUCCUAGUGCUUGGGUACCUCAAAGCUCAUGUGGUCCUAUCCCAUUACAGAAGUGUAAGAGAUUAAACAGUUGAAAUCUGGAAGCGCAUAUUUUAGAAUCCUGUACCUUGGAGGUAUUUCCUGCUCAAUGCAUGGACUCUUUCCAAGUCUUCCUCCCUGUGAUUUCAGGUUUUCUUUCUUCCACUAAGUAACACCAUCCUCAGCUGCUUUAAAGAUAACUCUAUUUUUGCCUGGGAGUUUGAUACCCUUCACUGCAAGUUUCAGCUGCCUUCGCCCGUUGAAGGAUCUUCGUUGAGCUACAAAGUUUUUGCUGUUACAAGGUAAUUCACACUACAACCAUGCAGAAGUCCUAGGUAAUGCUGAGUUAUGGUUAGAUUAUCUGGCAUCCAUGUGUCUUGAGAGACAAUAGAUUGUGCCUUUGGUGGUGAAGUCAAACUGUUGGAAGGUUACAGUUCGUACUAUGACUGUAGAGACUGAUAUGGAGAGGGGGAGGCGGCCUAUAGGAAGGAAGUUGAGCAGUUGGGGGAGUGGUGCGGUAAAAACAACUUACUCCUUAACUUAAAGGCCUGAUGAAGAGAGCACAGUAGAGGUUAUAUUUUCUGAGAAUCAUCCAGAAAAAUAAUCUCUCAGAGGACCUGUUGAUGGCAUUUUACCAUUGUACUGUUGAGAGUGUAUUAAGUUAUGGUCUGUGUGUGUGGUUUGGGAGUUGAACAGUCAGGGAGAAAACAAUGCUGUCCAGGGUUGUAAAGACUGCGGAGAGAAUAAUUGGGUGCACUCUUCCCACCUUGGAUCAAAUCUACGCUUCCAGGUCUCAUAAGAAAGCUGCAGAGAUAGCGCAGGAUAGUGCGCUCCCCAGAAAUGAUCUCUUUCAGCUUCUGCCUUCUGGAAGAAGGUACAGGGUUAUAAAGACUAGGACUAGCCGUCUGAGAAACAGUUUUUAUCCAAAUGUGAUUUUUGUUUUAAGUGCAGUGUAAGGUAGUCUCUGUGAGAGUAUAUUGUAUUUAAUUAUAGGGUAUCAGAGUUUUUAGGGGGUUAACCAGGCUGGGAUAGCAGGCUUGUUGGUUUUUGAAUGAUGUAGAUUUUUUCAAUUUCGUUGUUCUGUAUGGGACAAUGACAAUAAAGAUUAUCGUAUCGUAUGGGAGAGAUCUGUUUUAUUCCAGCUGGGGCAGAUGAAGGCAUUUGGUUUUGCUGGUACAGGUGUACCAUGGGGAUUCUUCUCUCUGCACUCUUCCCAGCAGUCAUUCCACCUCUGGUCAGUGUCUCAUCCCUUUUGACUUAUUUUUCCUCUGCUGUUGGACAGAGGUGCUUGCCUCCAAUCAGCUGGCAGAGCCAGGUGCUUUUUACUGAGUCAGACUGUUGGUCCACUUGGCUUGGUAUCAGCUACCCAGACUAGCAGCGGUUAUCCAGACAGUCAGGUGGAAGACAUCCACACCUUCUGGAUGCAAAGCAGGUGUUCUACCACUGCGCUGUAACCCUUCCCCUCCAUUCACAUCAACUGUGUCUUGUUUUGGGGUGCAGAGACGGCCGUGUCCUUGCAGCGGGGGGCAAAUCAAACCACCUUCACUUGUGGUGCUUGGAGUCCAAGCAGCUGCUUCGGAUCAUCCAGAUGCCCACCAAAGUGCGAGCCGUUCGCCACCUCGAAUUCCUCCCAGACAGCUUUGACGGUGGUUCUAAUCAGGUGGGUGGCAGAGUUCGAAACAGAAUGGUGUUCACUAAGCUCCUGAUAGCUGGCACAUACCAUAUUUUUCCAUGUAUAAGACGCCCCCGUGUAUAAGACAAGCCCUAUUUUUUAAAACCCAUAAUUAAGAAAUUAAAUUGUUUAGCUUUUGGGGGGGGGGGGGGAGGUCACUUCCACCAAUCGCUUGCCCUAGCCACUGCCAAUCACACAGCUUGCCACAGCCACCAAUUGCCUGCCCACCCACUGCCACCAACAGCUCACCCGCCCACUUGCCCCAGCCACCAAUCACCUGCCCAAUCACCGCUGCCAAUCUCCUGCUUGCUGCUGCCAUUAAUUGCAUGACCCCACUUUGCAUUCGCUAUCUGUGUAUAAGACGACGCCCAAUUUUUGCAUAAUUUUUUUUUUAGCAAAAAAGCAUCAUCUUAUACAGUGGUACCUCGGGUUAUAGACGCUUCAGUUUACACGUUUUCGGGCUGCGCACCCAAGCGUCAAAGCCAGGGCACACUAUAUCAGCAGAGCGAACUGCGCCCACAGAAUAGGCGUGAGGCUUGUGGAAGCAUACUACAACUACAGAUUUAUUAAUCAUAAAUCAGCACAAAGAAACAUGUCGUCUCUCUCUUUGUCUUCUCAGAGAGACGGGGAAAAGCAAAGGCUAUACACACAACGGAAGUUCCCAGCAAACUGUGCUGGAAUGUAAACAGACAUGUGACAACAGUUCCAUGUCUGCAUAAUUUUUUUUAGAAAAACUGUUGCAUUAGAGUCUGCAUAUGUAAAUGAAAACCAUUUUCCUGCCUGCAGAAUAUUACUGCAUAAUCUUACACAUGCCUGCCCAGGUAGAAGUCCUACUUAGGAUCACAGCAUUGUUAUGUCUCUUUGCUUAAUAAAGCAAAUUAAGCUCUUUGUUCCACAUUAGCUCUCUUACACUCUCUUCUUUGCCCUCUAGGUUCUUGGAGUGCUGAGUCAAGAUAACAUCAUGAGAGUCAUCAACAUAAGGACAUGCAAGCUACUCUUUGAUGUCGGCAGCCACGAGGAGGGAAUCAGCCUUGUCGCCGUGAGCCCUAAUGGGAGGUACAUUGCAGCGGUCAUGGAGAACGGCAGCCUUAACAUAUAUAGCAUCCAGGCACUGACAAAAGAAGUAAACAAGGUACAUCAGAAGGAUCCUUUUGAAUCAGACCAAAGGCCCAUGCAGUCCAGCAUUCUGUUCUGACAGAUGCCUUUAGGAAGUCCCUGCCGACUGUUGCUUUGGGCCUGCAAUUGAAUGUGUUUUCCUCUGGUCUGAGUUGCUUCCAGUUCCAAUGCUCUGCUGUGGGAGAUCUAUGGCUUCAGUGUGGGAGGAGGGGGUUGCAGUGGAAAAUCAAUGGGCAAGGGACCCUUCCUCUCAACCAGUGAUUUUUUCUCCCCUGCAAGCAACACCUCAUGUGUGUUACUUUAGCAAAUAUACAUCUCAGAGUUCUGACUUCAAACCAGGUGAAGAGUUCUCCCUGGAGGAUAAUGGCUUUGAGUUGAUUUAUGAUUUAAGGUGGGUAGGAAACUACUUGAUUUAGUCUGCACAUUGAUAUACGCCAUUCUAAUGAAUCAAGGGGGAAAAUAGCUACCUUAAAAGCUUAAAAACGAUCAACCCAGAUUUGAGUCUUUGGAAAACUGCCUUAUCCACUAAUGCCUCUUGUGAGUUAUAGGGCAGAAUUUAGACAGGCUUCUAGAAUUAGAUAACCUCUACAUUUCUUACUCAGCAGCAUAUUGGUUUGUAUUUAGGUAGUGAUCAGGAUUAUUUAGAUUUUUAGCUGGGUUUUACAGAAUACAUUCUAUAUUCUGGCGUUGAAAGGUUUUUAAUGGAUCUCCUUCCUGAAUUUUCAGCCUCCCCCACCUCUGUUUAAAGUGAUUGAAGAGUCGUCCAAAAGCAAAUUUGACACUACCAAGCUGACAGUGAGAGUGACACCCGGCAUCUCAGAGAGACCCUGGCAAUCAAAAAGGGGAAAGAUCCAAACCAAAGUGUUAAAACCACAGCCAGAUGUGUCACAUGAGGAUAAAGAGGUAAGAACCUUUGACAGGGCAGGGCCAAGAUCUGAUUCCUGAAGUAGAAAAUCCACACACACUACCGUGAGUUUCUUAGGGUGGAAUUAAUAAAUAAAAUAAUAAGAAAUAGAAGGUUGCCACUACUGUGACUGACUGUAUGGAACAGCCUUCCCUACCAUUGAUGCCCUCUAGAUGUGCUGUUGUUUUCCUAAACUACGACUCACGUCUUCCCUGACUAUUGGCUAUGCUGGUUGGGGCCAAUGUGAGUUGGAGUCCAACAUCUGGAGGCCACCAGGGUGGAGGAGGCUAUUUCCUCCUCGGAAAUAGCGCACCCAGGGUUCGAAUUUCUGCUACGACCACUAAGGGACGCAGGUGGCACUGUGGGUUAAACCACAGAGCCUAGGACUUGCCAGUCAGAAGGUUGGCGGUUCGAAUCCCCGCAACGGGGUGGGCUCCCAUUGCUCAGUCCCUGCUCCUGCCAACCUAGCAGUUCGAAAGCACGUCAAAGUGCAAGUAGAUAAAUAGGUACCGCUCCGGCGGGAAGGUAAACGGCAUUUCCGUGCACUGCUCUGGUUUGCCAGAAGCGGCUUAGUCAUGCUGGCCACAUGACCCGGAAGCUGUACGCCGGCUCCCUCAGCCAAUAAAGCAAGAUGAGCGUCACAACCCCAGAGUUGGCCACAACUGGACCUAAUGGUCAGGGGUCCCUUUACCUUUACUUUACGACCACUAAAGCCAAGGCAGGAUCUCCUCCCCAAUAUGUUUCUGAGCUAAAAAAAAUUGGAAGAUACAUGUUUCAUUCCACAUUUUGUUCCUUCCCAGUUCCCAACACUUUCUCCCUUACAACUUGGCUGAGAUGAGUUCUGCCAGAGAGAUGCAAACAUCCCAGUCUGGGAAUACCCCUCUCGCCAAACAUCUGGUGAUUUUGCACGGUUGACUCAAAAGUUGUGCCUCUCAGGGUAGCCGCUCUAAGGCAGCACCCAGCUGGUUUUGAAAAUCAAUAGAUGGCAUUUCAAGGUGCAAAGGACAGAAAAGAAGGGCAGCUUGGUCAUAACGAGGACCUGCAGUAGAGACUGCAAGGUGCAGAAUUCAAAACGGAGGAAAGAGGUUAGAGAGGAGAGACAGGAAGGGCGGGAAAAGGCCAUCUCAGUGCAAUAAAUAAUUUGUGGCUCCUGUUCCAGAAUGAGCUGCCCGAUGGAUUGAACAAGAAGCGGCUGCGAACCUUGCUGAAAGGAUUUGGGGAGUAUCCUGCAAAAUACAGGUGCGUGGGGUGCAAACCUGAUGUCUUUCCUUCUACCAAAAGUGGAGCCACUACACCAGCCCCACAGCAGGGGGGUUGCUGCUGCUUACUGCAAGUGGGGAAGCCAGCGUGGUGCAUAUGCUCUGGUGGAGACACUCCUGCCGAUGCAUUUGCACCCUGCUGACCUCUCCACUGCCUCAUCCUUCGCAGUAAGCAACUGUGACUACACCUGUUGGGAAGCUAGCAUCAUGGCUCUGCUGCUUCUGCACAAACUGGCCUGUGUCUGCAAAUCUCCCUUGUCGUUACAGGAUGUUUGUUUGGCGGUCCUUACUUCAUCUCCCAGAAAACCACUUGGCCUUUAGCAGCCUGUUGGAUAAAGGGACCCAUUCGGCUUUUGUGCACCUUCAGAAUGAAUACCCUAUUAAAAGCAGGAAACUCUUGAGAGUCCUACAAAGGUAAAUAUGGACAUGUUUUCAGGUGGGAAGGAAGGGAAGAUGAGCCCCAGCUAGCUCAGCCACACUGACUAGGGCUGAUGGGAGUUAUACUCCAACCAUCCGAAGGGUGCAAGCUUGGUUAAGGCUGAUUUUAACUCUUCACUAAAUGAGAUUCUUCUCGGCCAACGUUUUUCUGAGCACUUGCUUCUUCUGUCCAUGCACAGGACCUUAUCUGCUCUAGCUCACUGGUCUGCCAUCUUUGGCGAGAUGCCCUACGUCCCUCUGUUGGCCUUCCCUUUUGUCAAACUCUUCCAGAACAAUCAGCUCAUCUGCUUUGAAGUGGUUGCCACUGUAAUAGGUAAGGCAGGAGCGCUCUUGAAUGAUGACACACUUCCUAUACUGUGGGCUGUCUUUGAAUAAUUAUAUGUUGGUUCCGUUAAGCCAGGGUUUCCCAGACUUGAGUCUCCAGCUGUUUUUUAGACUACAACUCCCAUCAUCCAUAACCAUCAGGUCUAGUGGUCAGCAAUGAUGGGUAUUGUAGUCCAAAAACAGACGGAGACACAAGUUUGGGAAACACUGCAAUUAAGCCAAGCUACGAUUGUCCAAGCACAAGCACUGCCUUCCAAGAGACCGCUUGCAAAUAGCAGAGAGCUGUGGAUUGCUGGCGCAGCUAUGGAGUCCAGCAUCCACUCGAUUUCCACAGUAAAGAAUGUGUGAGUCCAUUAAAGGGGGAAAUUGUUUACCAGCUAGCAAAAUGCCCCUUGUUGUGAUGGCUGGUAUGCUGAGGACUUCUGUGGGAUGUGCAGCAUACCUCUGUGUGCCCCGAACACAGGCACAUUCAACCCCCAAGAGGCCCUCUGUCAAUAAGGUUUGGGCUACCGAAUAUUAGGAAGGGGUGGGAGAGGUUUUGCGCUGCUCAGAAGUGUCCCCAAUCACAGCAUGUAGCUUUUCCCAAUAAGAUUGAAUGACGUCUAUUCACAUGCUAGCAGGAGCUGCAUCAAAAUGUCACAGCAUGUAAUGCUGUCAUUGAAAAAUGUCAAAUGGGAGGCACAUUUGGGAGAAAGAUUCAAUAUCACUGCCCCCUUGUUGCAUCCACCAACUUUUGAGUUAGUCAUUCGUGGGACCAAAACUGCAGAUGAAAUUGCAUUUGUGUGCUGCUGUUAGGGCAAUGAGCUGUUUCUGUUCCUUUUCUUUUUAGUUAAUUGGUGUCAGCACUGGUUCGAGUUUUUCCCCAACCCUCCAAUCAACAUCCUCGGCAUGGUGGAAAACAUAUUAGCACACCAUGACAAAGAGCUGCUUCAGCAUUUCAUGAGCUACAAUAUAACAUCACAGGUUAAAAAUAAAUACAUAUUCAACCUUCGCAUGGAACAAUAUUAGCAUGAGAUUGUUCAAUGUGUUGUGCUUAGGUGACCAUUAAUUGUCUUUGCCACCUGACACCAGGUUUACGCCUGGCCUCUUCUGGAAACCAUGUUCUCGGAGGUUCUGACAAGGGAGGAAUGGCUGAAAAUGUUCGAUAACAUCUUCUCCAACCACCCUUCCUACUUUCUGAUGGUGGUUGCUGCUUACAUCAUCUCUUCCAGAGCUCCUUUGCUUCACUGCAAUCAGAAGGAAGACUUUGAGGUGAGCAUCUUGCUGCUGGGUCUGCGUGUCUAUUCAUGGGGCCUAACUCUGUUCGCUUGGGAGCCUAGAUCUUACUGCACGACCCAGUCCACACUAGUAGAUAACUAAGCUCUAUAUCAGGGUGACUAACCUGUGACCCUCAAGAUGUUGUUGAACUAUAGUUACUAUAAUCUCUAGCCAAUGGCCAUGCUGGUUGGAGCUGAUUGGAGGCAUAGUGGAGCAACAUCUGGAGUAGGGAAUGUGGGAGGAAUCCAUCAAAUUGGUACUCAAAAGCAUACUCGCCUGACUCGAUCAGGGUGGAUCACAACCUGUAUCAGAUCGCGGAUCCACUUCACAAUCUGCAGUCUUGCCAGAGUCUUUACAAGGUAGGCUGAUGGCUGCAGCACUGCCUCUGUUCUGAUAAAAGGUAUUUCUCACAUUUUUCAAAAAUGAGGUCGCCCAGCCACUCCCAGACUGUAGAUAGGCAGAUAAACUGUUUUUAUAACCUCCUAAAAGGCAAGAAGGGACGCGGGUGGCGCUGUGGUCUAAACCACUGAGCCUAGGGCUUGCCGGUUGGAAGGUCAGCGGUUCGAAUCCCCACAACGGGGUGAGCUCCCGUUGCUCUGUCCCAGCUCCUGCCCACCUAGCAGUUCGAAAGCACGUCAGAGUACAAAUAGAUAAAUAGGUACCACUCCAGCGGGAAGAUAAACGGUGUUUCCGUGCACUGCUCUGGUUUCACCAGAAGCGGCUUAGUCAUGGUGGCCACAUGACCUGGAAAAACUGCGGACAAAUGUUGGCUCCCUCGGCCAGUAAAGCGAGAUGAGCGCCGCAACCCCAGAGUCGUUUGCGACUGGACUUAACUGGCUGGGGUCCUUUACCUCUUAAAAGGCAAGAAAUAGCUCUGCAGCCCUCAGACCAUUAUAUAAGCCCUAUUUGUUCUUUCUUCAUUGCCUUUAUGUUUCUGUGCAGAUUUCUUAAGGAUUUUCCUUUCAGAAUCUGCUCAGCAUUGGAGUGGAACAGGCUCGGUCCCCUCACCAGGCAGAACUGGGACAGACCAGAUCCUAAUUUGUCUACCCAUCCCUAAUCUGGAGAGACCCAGGUUAACCACCCUUGCUCUCAACCGGCAUUCUUCAGCCUUGGGUCCCCAGAUGUUGUAGGGCUAAAACUCCCAUCAUCCCCAGCCAGCUUAGUCCAGCGGUCAGGGAUAAUGGGAGUUGUAGUCUAACAAUAUCUGAGUACCGAGGGCUGAAGAUCACUGCUCUAGGUGAAAGUCAGUGCCCCUUGGCAUGAAGGGGGUCCCAACUGACAGCAAAUCCCGAGCAGAAGAGGUGUCACCUCUUACCCUGUUAUUCGCGUCAUUGACAGAAGGUGGUAGCCCUGGAGGAAGGAUUGAAAUCUGCUAAAUAAAUGUAAAUGAGAAGGACAGGACCCCACGUGGUGACUCUUUUGAGAGGGAGAGAUGUUGCAGUUUCCCCCCCUCUUCUGUUGAUUUGCACCCUCAUGCAUCUCUUAAAGGCAUGGGACAGGGCCUUUGUGAGGGAAAACAGGAAAUUUAUUGGGACAGUGUGACUUUUGCAGCUGCAAAACAAUGAACCAGGGAUGGAGUAAUGGAGAACUUCUGAAACAACAGUGGGACACAAACGCCACCCAAGGCAUGCUGGAGAACAGCAACAACUGACAAAAGAUAGAUAUAUUACAAGGACAGGAAGAAACACUACGGACAGAAUAAUUGUCACACACAGGAAAGAGAGAGUUUGAAUGCUUCAUCUGUAGGCGUAGAAAUCCUUUAAUGUGUCAAUACGAAUAGAAGUCGUUGAAACGGCAGUUGCGAUAUAAGGGAUUGGUAUUUUGACUGCAGCGUAAUUGAAAUUUGUAAGAUUUUGGAACACAGAAACAAAAUAAAUCAUCAAACCAUCAAUUCUAGCACGCACGGGGGGGGCAACAAAAUUGUAUAAUUUCUUAAUGCCUUUGGUGCAGGUUCUGUCAGGUUCAAGGCGGGGAGACCUUUGGCCCUCCAGAUGUUGUUGGACUCCACCUCCCAUCAGCCUCGUUGGCAGUUGGGGAUGAUGGGAGUUGUAGUUCAGCAGCGCCUGGAGGACUGAGGUCCAGUUGCCAUAAUCUCAGGAAAGUUGAGCCAGCUCUGAAUAGGAUCCUCCCCGUAUUUAUUUCUGUCCUAAACCAAAGGCCACCUUCGUUGCAGUAUUUCUUCCACCAUCGGAACAACCUCGACGUCGGCGCCGUGCUGAAAGAGGCCUACCACCUCAUGGAAUGCACCCCGGCCGACAUCCACCCGCGCCGCAUGCUGGAGGACUUUGUGCCACUGACCAAGGGCCAGUACCCCGUCUUUAACAAGUACCCCAAGUUCAUUGUGGAUUAUCAGGCUCAGGAGCGAGAGCGAAUCCGACAGGAUGAGAUUGAGUACCUGAGAGAGAGGUAUUGAACGGGUGGCAGCGGGGAAUUAGUUGGGCGGCCUGUUUCGCAGAUCCAAUGGAAAGAUGACUAGCAACUCAGGGGGGCGGGAUGGGAAACUGGACUGCCCUUCAAGAGGACCAUGUAGCCCAAUCUUGUAAAGCAGAUCUUGGACCAUCUUGGUUGGAGAUCAGUUGCAUUAGAAGAUCCUGCAGUCCUACAGUGGUACCUCCGGUUACGAACUUACUGUAUUUUUCCGUGUAUAAGACUAGGUUUUUUCCCUUUAAAAUGUGGAGGCGUCUUAUACACGGAGGCCAUCUCCCCCCAUUUUCUUAAACUGAAGUCCCCCAAAAUAGGGGGCGUCUUAUACGGGGGGGGGGGGUGCGUCUUAUAGAUGGAAAAAUACAGUAAUUCAUUCCGGAGCUCCAUUCUGAAGCCGAAACCGUUCUUAACAUGAGACGCGCUUUUGCUAAUGGCGCCUCCUGCCGCCAGCGUGCGACUUCCGCUCGCGUCCCGGGGCAAAGUUCGCAACUGGGAGCAUCUACUUCCGGGUUAGCGGAGCUCGUAACCCGAAGCGUUCACAAGGAGGACGGUACGUAACACGAGGUACCAAUGUAUUUAUCUGUGGCUCCGGACUAGAAGCAGUGGGUGGAAAUUGCAGGGAAAGCAGAUUUUGGCUAAACAUUUAGGUGGCGCUUCCUACUGGCAAGAACAGUUUGACCGUGGAACAGCCUGCCCUUUGGAAGUAGUGAGGUCUGCUUUGCAAAGGUCGGGUGGCUAUUUGACUGAAAGGGGAGGAGAUGCAGGCACCAUUGAUGAGUGACACUUGCAAAUCACUGUUCCUUAGCCCAUGUGGUUUGAUUUCUAACUAUGUGGGCAAUGACAUCCUUGUGUCAUUUUGACAGGCAGGUGCCCCUGUGAAAGGGAAGAACUGAACAUUUGAAGAGAAAAAUAUCUUGGGUUUUUGGACUUGCCCAUCUAUUGCCAGUACAGUUGUACCUCAGGCGUCGAACGCCUUGCAAGUCGAACAUUUUGGCUCCUGAACGCAGCCAACCCGGAAGUGAGUGUUCCGGUUUGCAAACGUUCUUUUGGAACCCAAACGUCUGGCUCGGAUUCUGAUUGGUGCAGGAGCUUCCUGCAGCCAUCUGGAAGCCGCGCCUUGGUUUCCAAACAUUUUGGAAGUCAGGUGGACUUCUGGAAUGGAUUCCGUUCGAUUUCCAAGGUGCAACUGUAGAUAAAUGUAUAGCCUUUGGAACAAUGGGGUUGUUUUUUAAUGUACAACAAACUUUUUUUCCCUUUUCAGCCUGCAUUGCUUUAUAAUCUAGGCCAGUCUAUAGUGAUCUAUACUGCCUACGUAUAGUAUUUGAGAUUAAAAACUAUUUUGUACUUGGAACUGAAAGCAUGAUGGACUUGCUUGAACUCUUGCUUCAUUAAACUGUCAAGUUUGAAAUUAAUAAUAAUAAUAAUAAUAAUAAUAAUAAUAAUAAUAGUUUUGUUUUAUUUUUUGGAUCCUGUCCACUUCACUGUGUUACCCCACGCAUUGUGGGCGGCUUCCAACAAAUGUAACAUCAAAAUGAAACAUCAAGCAUUUGAAAACUUCCCUGUGAUUGUUCUCUGCAGACAAUUGGUCCAGGAGAUAGAAGCCAAAGCAGCUGAGCGCAGAGUGGAAGAUGAAACUUGGUAUCGGAAGCAAGAACUGCUUCAGGAGGCUGAGGAGCAAAGGAGGAAGAUUCUGCUUAAGGAAGAGGAGAAACUAGCAGAGCAAAGGCGGAGGUAUUUUCCAUUUUAGCAUCCCUGGUACUGACCACAGGAAUAUUACUGGAAGAACUGCUCUUCCGCAGAUGGACUUGUUUUGCAAAAAAAGUAAUGUUUCAUCUUGCAAAAUAUCAUUUCCCUGUUUAGAUUACAUCUGUAAAAAGCUCUACAUUAUUGGGUCACAGAGCAGGAUGGAUUUGAUUUAAAUCAAAUCAAUUUAAAUCACAAGUCAGUAAGACUUGGUUUAAAUCAUUUUUUUAACAGACAGACUCACUCUUGCUGGUAUAAUAAUAUUUACAACCAGAUGAAGGUUUCAUUUUUGGAAUAAUAAAUUUUCAGAGUAGUUUUUACAGUUACAUCAAAAAUUACUGAUUUGGCUACACUGUUAGAAAUACACAGAUAAUUAUGAAAUUAUUGUGAGGUUUAAUAAGUUAACUUUAUAUUUGGACAACUUUUCUGCCAUAAUUUAUUGGAAGGAUGAAAAUAAUCCUUUCCUUAAUAACAAUUUAAACAAUUUUUGUAACUAAAACAAUAACAUUAUAGCAUAUGUAUCCAUGUUUGUUAACUGAUGUGGUUAAACAAUUAAAAAAAACAAAAAACCUUAGAGUUUUAGCACACAUGAAAAACUUAAAACAAAUCCUUAUUUACUGAUGCAUAGUCUUUGGACUACAGUGGUACCUUGGUUCUUGAACAGCCUAGUUCACAGACAACUUAGAACCCGAAAGUCGCAAACUCGGAAGUGAGCAUUCUGGUUCUCGAUAUAUUUUUUUGGAAGUCGGACGUGUCCUGAGCUUCUGGUUUUAAUGUUUCACUUCCGUUUUAGAGAGAUCGCACUGAUUGGGCUGGUGAGGAGAAGUGUCCUGGCAGCGCUCUGAAGCCCAGCUGCUUUGACGAGAGAGAGAUUGAAAGAUCGUGCUGACUGGGGCAUUGGGGAAAAGUGUCCCGGCAGCAUUCUGCAGCUCAGCUGCUUUGACAAGGGGGCUGGCUGGCUUGGGGGGCAAAGAGAACUUUUGCCUCCCUUUCCUCCCCACCCCACUGAAACUCUCCUCUCCUGCAUCCAGUAAGCCACCUCCUUCCCCACACACACCCAUGCGUGCACUUCGUCCCUCCAGUUUGAGUGUUUCCACACACACACACACACCCCUUAAACUCCCCCUUCCCUUCUCAUCCCUCCAAUGGCAAUGGGUAGAUCACUACCAGUUUUUGAUACUGGGUAGUAGAUUGCAGCCUGGUUUAUUGCUUUCAUUUUCUGGAUCAGUGGUCUCAUUAGAUAGUAAAAUUCAUGUUGAAUUGCUGUUUUAGGGGUUGUUUUUAAUUGUCUGGAACGGAUUAAACCAUUUUGCCUUGCUUUCUAUGGCAAAGCGCGCCUUGGUUUAAGAACGCUUUGUUUUUGUUGUUUUUUAAAUCAUUUUUAUUGAUUUUCCAAUAAAAAACAUCCAAUUAAAAUAUAAAACUAAAAUAAAAAAGACCAAAUUAUAGUCCAAAUUAUAUUGAUUAAAUUUUCGGAGCUCCCCACGGUCUGGAUCUCUGAAGCAUAUCUCCACAUCUUAGUUUCUCAAUCAUGUCAAACAUCAUGUACUUUCAUAACUAUAUUUGUUAAUAUAUAAGAACGCUUUGGUUUUGGAACAGACUUCCAGGACGGGUUAAGUUUGAAAACCAAGGUACCACUGUGCAAUGUAACUUAAAUAGAAAACUAUCUUUAGAAAGAUUUUUCCUCCAGAAGCGUUUUAUUUUAAAAAUCCGAUUUAAAUUUUAAAAAUCUGUUGUAUUUUUUAAACAAUCUUUGAUUUUCAUCCCUGUCAUAGAGUGAGAAUUGCUACAGUAGGCAGCUGGAAGCUGCUUCCAGAAUUUCACACUGCGUCAGUUUUUGGCUACACUUCCCAUUAUCCCUGGCACUGGUAGCUGGGGCUGAUGGCCGGCUGCUUAGAAAAGGCUACUAAUGCCCAGUGUCACUUCUGUAUCACAAGAGGGUCACUUGUUCCUGUCCUCCUUGAUUCCUCUCUCUUUGUUUGCAUUUUGAAGACUCGCGGCUGUGAAGCGAGAGCUGAAAGUGAAGGAGCUGCAGUUACUGGAAGCCGCAAGGAGGCGUUUCCUGAAGUACCAGCAAGAUCAGCGGGAAAUGGAGCUCAAACGGCUUGAUGACGAAAUUGCAAGAAAGGUAAAGCUCUGUCCAGCAGCAACACUGGGAAGGGCCAAAGGCUCCCCAUCUCAGCUUUACGCUUCUGCCUUUAAAUGCCUCUCCUGCGUCUUUCUCCUGCUUGGGUGUGGACCAAGCCGAAAGUGGAUUGCAGAAACCAGCAGGUGUCGCUACUUUGAGGGCUUUUGGAGCACUCUCUCAUUUCCCAGGGCCAACUAACAGCUUUCUUGAGUUGGGUGAGCUGGUCUCUCUAUGGCCAAGUAGCCAUCGUUUGAGUGUGUGGAUCCAGCCCCAAACAACUUCACUAUGGGGUUGGGUUCACCAAGACCUGAAAAGUUAGACCCUGCUGGUCUAGAUCCAAGUAGGAAAACUGUAAGGCAGCGGUUCUCAACCUGUGGGUCCCCAGUUGUUGUUGGACUACAACUCCCAUCAUCCCUGAGCUCUGGCCUUGCUAGCUAGGGGUGAUGGGAGUUGUAGUUCAACAACAUCUGGGGACCCACAGGGUGAGAAAGGCUGCUGUAAGGGGAGGCUGAGAGGUGGAAGAUGCCUUUUUACAAGAAGCUGUAUUGGUUAAUGAUACCGCUUCCCUCCACCCUGGUGUGUGGGUGGGUGUGUUGUUGUUAUUUAUUUAUAUAUACAGUUGUACCUUGGUACUCGACCAUUUUGGCUCCCAAAUGCCACAAAUGGUCUGGUUUGCAAACGUUUUUUGGAAGCCGAACAUCCGACGCGGCUUCCGAUUGAGUGCAGGAAGCUCCUGCAGCCAAUCGGAAGCCACGCCUUGGUUUUUGAACCGUUUAGUUCGAGAACCAAGGUACCACUGUAUACGGAGAUGCUGGCAACAAAAGGAGGACACCCGUGCUCUUCUGGGCUAACAAUCUCCUUCUGUCCUAGGCGUCUAUGAGAGAGCAAGAAACUGCUGCUACAGUUCAGGAUGCAGAAGUGCGGCAGAUGGAGCUCACAGCACAAAGGCGGCUUUUUGAGCAGGUUUGUGCGCUUCGCUUGCUGGGACCCUGCAGUCGUAUCUCAUCUGAAGGCAGCCCUGUUUAGGGAGGUUUUUAAUGUUUGAGGUUUUAUUGUGCUUUUAAUUCUGUUGGGAGCCACUCAGAGUGGAAGGGGAAACCCAGCCAGAUGGGCAGGGUAUAAGUAAAUUAUUAUUAUUAUAAAUUGUUGUUGUUGUUGUUUGGACUAUGCCUUGCCCUUGUUAUUUCACUGUGGUUCGGUAGACAUUUGAUGCAUCUCUACAAUUGGUUAGAGCUUUAUCCUCUUCACUGUCAAAGCUGAGAUUGGAUGCAGAUGGAAAUCUGAGUGGCUUGGAAAGUUUACUAUGUUGGAGAGGGACUGAAGAGGUUGGAUGGCCAUCUGUUAUGUAUGAUUUAGUUAAGAUUCCUGCAUUGCAGGGGGCCAGACACGAUGACCCUCAGGGAUUACUUCCAACUCUGUGAUUCUGUGCUGCCCGAUCUGAUUUUCAAAUUGGCAACAGGCUAGAAAUCCGGCUGCUCUAACCUGCAGAAUCACUCCGGCUCCUCUUGUUCGGCAUGGCAGUUCAGUCCUUUUUGUACCUUUUGAAGAUGCAUCCCUGUUAGUGCUUCUGAUACAAAACAAACUCCAGCUGAUAAAAAACACUCUUCCACACCAUCCUUGUUUCUGACCAAAGUUUCUACCUCGGCAGAAACUACUCAAAGAGCAGGAAAGUGUGGCUCAGGAAGUGAAAGGGGAGCUGGACGUGAGCCGGGCAAAAGCUGAUCACGAAGACCUUUUCCUUCAGAGGCUGAUUGAAAUUGAGCAGGACGGAGAAUCGAACGCAAAGCAAGUAAGAGCAGAAAUCGUGGUAGCUCCUGAUUUUUAACCUUGUGUUGAAACAUAAUUUCCCAUAAUUCAUAAUCAAUAUUGUGACCCACAUCUUGUGCCCACCUUGCCCCACACUAUCUCAGUGAAUGGUAGUGACGCUACUGUUGGGGAGUGUGACUCUGUGCCCCCAAACCAGGCCAGUCUCUCCUGGCUUCACAUGCCUCUUCAUCUCUAGAUGUCUUUUAAGCAAAGCAAGCUACUGUACUUUCAGGGUUACACAGAAAGUUCACAAAAGGUCUGUUCCACUUACCCAAAUACCGUAUACCCAUUUAUUAUUGAUUUGCGGAUAAUGGCGGGAGGGGGGAUUCCUUUUUGCAAAGCCUCCUUUUUUGAUCGCCUGCCGACAAUUGUCACCCUUCAUAGGCAAGCAAUGAGGCUCUUCUUACAAACCUGGUACAUUCCUCGAGGGAACGGACUCAAAGCCUGUCUCCCUGAUGCACAUGGUAUCUUUUCUUUUUUUCUUUUCUUUUCUUCUUUUUUUUUUGAGGUGGUUGAAGAAUGCUUGGCCAAAGCCGAUCAAGAGCACAUUAACACGGACUGGCGGACUCAGGUCCUGCGCAAGCAACGAAGCGGCGACCUGGAUCGUGACCUGCGAUAUCGAGAGCUGGCCAGGCACCUCCGUAACAACAGAAUGGCGGAGUCAGAGCUGUUUGGGGCAAUGAAAGAGGAGGAAGCCAGAAAAGUGAGUGCUGAGAGGUUGGCCAGAGUUGUUUGUGCCUCUGGUGGUGGACACGGUUGGGUCACAGGGCACGGGGAGGGACCACUUCUGUGACUGAUGAACCGCACAUUCAGUUCACCUCUUGCGUGGCUCUGGUUGGGCGACUUACAGUGUGUGGCUUCCUGUUUCUUCAAAAUGCAGCAGCCCGUUUGCUCCCUCGCUGCAGUCCCAACUGUUGCGUUCCAAAGGCAAGGAAGGAUUGGACCCUGAUUAAUAAAAUACACACGAGGCUUGGCCAGCAAGACUCUGGGAGGAAGUGCGUAUAAUAAUCUGUCACACCCUGGCCCAGGUCCCUUUUAUUAACAAAAGAACUUAUAACCCAGUGCUGCAAAAACCAAUCAGAUGUCCUCUGAGCAUUUCAAAAACAUCCCCAUGUGGGACAAAGUUAGAUCAGAGAAAUCCUUUUAACUACAAAGAAACUAUUUCCUACUUGAGCAUGCAUACAUAGUUCAGAGUAAAUAAAAUAGGAAUCAAGGAGGAAUGCUUUUAGCAAACCCCAGAGGUCAUAAAUAGCAGUAAACAGGAGAGGAAGGACAGGUAGUAUUUACCAUCUCCUUGUGAACUCUCUUCCUGAACUCUCUUCCUGGCCCUAAGAUUAACAAAACUAACGAAAGCUAUAUCAAAAGCUGCCUUCUAUAUUUAUGGCCCAGGAUGCCUGGUGAAGCAACUGGCCUGUGUAAUAUGCUAUACAUGACUGUCAGGCAGAGAGAAUGGACAGUAGAGAAAAUGGGCAGAGAUGCAGAGGCUCGUGGGAUUUGAUCAGAAAUUAUUGUCAAUGAAUCAAGCCCAGUCAAAGCAAUGCUUUCAUCGCUGACCCAAUGGCGUGCUCCAUUUUUCAUAAUUCCUCAUAGCAAUCCCACCUGACCCCCACACCAACUGGGAUCCCUGCACUUAUGCCUCUUUCCAUCGCCUUCGUAGAAAGCUCUGCAGGAAUUCGAGGCCGGGGUAGGAGACGCGGGUGGCACUGUGGGUUAAACCACAGAGCCUAGGACUUGCCGAUCAGAAGGUCGGCGGUUCAAAUCCCUGCAACGGGAUGAGCUCCCGUUGCUCGGUCCCUGCUCCUGCCAACCUAGCAGUUCAAAAGCACACCAGUACAAGUAGAGAAAUAGGUACCACUCCAGCGGGAAGGUAAAUGGUGUUUCUGUGCGCUGCUCUGGUUCGUCAUUCUGGCCACAUGACCCAUAAGCUGUCCGCCGGCUCCCUCGGCCAAUAAAGCGAGAUGAGCAUCGCAACCCCAGAGUCGGUCACGACUGGACCUAAUGGUCAGGGGUCCCUUUACCUUUACCUGAGUGCUGGUCCCUGAUGCUGCUGCCUCCUUCUUCAACUGCUCUCUCUCCCUUUUUCAAUACAGCAUCUUCUCUGUGCCUGUUUUCUUUCAGUGGGAGGAACUCCUGGAAAAGCAAGAGCAGCUAGCAGCAGAGCAGGCUGUGACUGCUGCUUUGGAUGCCAACAGGAAGCGCUUUCUAGAACGGGAAAUGAACGAUGCUGUAGAAUUGGCUGAGAAGCUCCAAGACGAAGACAGCUAUUUUGGUGAGUGCUUAAGCCUCCUGCAUGCAGUCCACGUGUUUUGUUCAUUUACUUCAGGCAUUUCUGUAAAACGCACACACCCCCUUAAUACUACCUCAAACAUCAAAGUUGAAGCACAUGGUAACAUUUGUGGUCCAUUUGAAAGCUAGUGUGCUUAUAUCAUGGAUACGAUAAGUGUGAGCAUCCUGUGGCCGUCCAAAUCUCCUUGGGCAACAGAUCGCAUAAUCCCUGACCAUUGGCAGUGCUGGCUGAGGCUGAUGGGAGCCGAUUUUUAACAUUUAUAUGCCACCUGUAUCUUCCAAGGAUCUCAAGGUGGCGUUUAUGGUUCCCCUCCUCCCCCUUUCAUCCUCGCAAAGAACCCUGCGAGGUAGGUCAGACUAAGAGAUGGUGACUGGCCCAAGGGACACCCAGUGAGCUUCAUAGCUGAGUGGGGAUUUGAACCCUGAACUCCCAGAUCGUAGUCCAGCUGUCUUAACUACAGUGGUACCUCGGUUUAAGAACAGUCCUGUUUACGAACGAUUCGGUUUAUGAACUCCGCAAAACCAGAAGCAGUGUCCCGGUUUGCAAACUUUACCUCGGUCUAAGAACGGAAUCCGAACAGUGGAAGGGCACCGGCGGUGGGAGGCCUCAUUAGGGAAAGUGUGCCUCGAUUUAAGAUUGGUUUCAGUUUAAGAACGGACUUCUGGAACGGAUUAAGUUCAUAAACCGAGGUACCACUGUAUUACACAUCAGGAUAGUCACAAGUUUUGACCUUGGUCCAGGCACUUGUGAUCCCCUCUGUCCUAAGUUACCUUGAGCCCAGAUUCAAACUUCCUAAAUGAUUCUGUCAGGGUUAGAAUGAAAAUAAAAUGGGAUAACCCCCAUUCACACCACCUUGAGCUCCUUGGAGAACGAAGGGGAUUUCAUAACAGUAGUACACUGGAAUCAUGCUGAUAAUAUGUUCAGUGUGUUCAGUUUAUCAAUCUCUCCAUCAUUACUUCAUUGUGUACAGACCAGGGGCUGGAUAAUCCUUGUGGACUGUCCUUCCCUGGAGGAUUUUAAGCAGAGGUUGGGUGGCCAUCUACCAUGGAUGCUUUAGUUGAGAUUCCUGCAUUGCAGAAGGUUGGACGAGAUGACACUUCGUGUCCCUUUCAGUUCGUAUGAUUUGAUGAUUCCUGGGUCAUGCUGCUUCACAGAUAACCUAGACUAGCUCUGUAUUUCUGUGAGCCUUGAGGCUAGACUGACAUGAUGGAGUUGCUCUUGAAGAUUGUUCUAAGGUCUUGGCUAGUGUAGGAAUGAACCAAGGCGGCAUAUGAAAGCCUGUAUUCAGUGUCCUGAUAGUGUUCAAAACACAAUUUCGGAUAACACAUGGGCAGGGUAUAAAAUUAUUAUUAUUAUUCAGAUAAUACGUUCCAUGAACAAAUGAAGUGCUUUUGUAUGACAGCUCCAAGAAUGGCAUCGUUUUCAUCAUGAUUCAGGGUAUAACGCUGAGGUGGCUUUGGUGUAAAAUUGAUAAAAUACAUUGGCUCAAAGUGUGCCUGUAACUUAGCAAGAACUUCCUGGGUCCCGCCUGUCCCCUUUCUGCAGAGAGACUGCGCGACUUGAGAGCCUCCCAGACCCGAAAGAGUUCAGAAUCCCUCAUGUCACCCAGCAAGACUCAAUCACAGCCUGGCAACGUCUGCUUAAACGAUUCGCCGGCAGGAGAAGCAUCAAAACACUGUAAGUGGCUAGGCAAAGUCUUUUGGGCUCCUUCCAAACAAACAAAUAGCUUGUUCUCCAUCCUAUGGAUGAGAUUAGCUGGGGACGAAAUGGUUUGUUCUGAUCUCUCCCCCAGCAAUAAAGAUGUGGCGAUCCAGCUUGAUUUGCAGGAGCUUGGCCAGUUUGUUUUAUGAACUUUGUGCACCUUCUGUGUCUCAGCACUCUUGAGGCCAAAGGCGGGAGACGGAUCCAAGCAGUUAGAACUUUUUCUGUCUAGUCCUGGAUUCUCUAUAGGAUAAUAAGAGGACACUCAGCACAACAUCUCUCGUCAGGUUUCAUUCGUAGCCUUUGGCAAGGGACUUUGUCAAAACAUUUUGAGAAUUCAGUUGUAUAAUGUUUUCCCCCUACUUACCUGCUUACUGGCAGAAUAAGUUUGUUAAGGGGUGGCUUAUUUUCAAGAAGCCAAGUGAUUUAAACUUUUAAAAUCAGGGCCGGAGGAACCCUUGGCUAACUAGCUGUUGCUGGUCUGAAACUCAUGCAUACAUAAUUUCAUUUGUAUCUUGCCUUUCUGCAAUUCAAACCAUGUUCAAGGAGGCUCACAUCAUGAAGAAAAGACCUAACUACAACAUAACAAAAGUAGUCGUAAACAAUGAAUGAAACAUGCAAAACCAAACUUAACAAUUUUCACAUAAAUCACAACGAAAUCUAAAAUAAAGAUACAGAAAAGCAACAGCAGCACACACCCACACACCCCGAGCAGCAAGUUGGGAUAGCUCAGUCGGUAGCAUGUAAGAUUCUGAAUCUCAGGGUUGUGGGUUCGAAUCCACUGUUGCAGGGAGAUGAACUAGAUGACUCUCAUGGUCCCUUCUAACUCUACAAUUAUACGAACCCCAGCCCCAACACCAUUGGCCAUAGUGGUUGGGGUAGGUGAGGACUACAGGUUCCCAUGCCUCUGUUAAAAUACAGUAGUACCUCAGGUUACAGACACUUCAGGUUACAGACGCUUCAGGUUACAGACUCUGCUAACCCAGAAAUAGUACCUUGGGUUAAGAACUUUGCUUCAGGAUGAGAACAGAAAUUGUGCAGUAGUGGUGUGGCAGCAGCAGGAGGCCCCAUUAGCUAAAGUGGUGCUUCAGGUUAAGAACAGACCUCCGGAACGAAUUAAGUUCUUAACCCGAAGUACCACUGUAUAAUCUUCUACCUCCACUGUUGGAGGCAUUAUGCCUCUGAAUACCAGUUACCAGGAAUCACCAGUGGGGAGAGAGCUGUGGGUACUCGGGUUCUGCUUGCAUCUGGCUGGCCACUGAGAGAGGUAGAAAGGUAAAGGACCCCUGGACGGUUAAGUCCAGUCAAAGGCGACUAUGGGGUUGCGGUCAUCUUGCUUGCAGGCCAAGGGAGCCGGCGUUUGUCCACAGACAGCUUUCCGGGUCACGUGGCCAGCAUGACUAGACUGCUUCUGGUGCAAUGAAAUACCAUGAUGGAAGCCAGAACGCACAGAAACGCCAUUUACCUUCCUGCCACAGCUGUACCUAUUUAUCUACUUGCACUGGUGUGCUUUCAAACUGCUAGGUUGGCAGGAGCUGGGACCGAGCAACGGGAGCACACUCCGUCGCGGGGAUUAGAACCACCAACCUUCUGAUCGGCAAGCCCAAGAGGCUCAGUGGUUUAGACCACAGCGCCACCCGCAUCCCGUCCACUGAGAGAACACAAUGCUGGACUAGGUGCCCAAUCCUGCACACUUGUCUUAUGUUCUUUUCACUUUCCAGAUAAAACAUGACUUUGUGCUGCUUUGAUCUCCAAAAAGUUACUGUUCCACACUCGUAAUCGGAGAAGGAAGGCUCUUAAUUCUCAUCUUUCCUUUUUUUGUUAGUUUCUUUAGACAGAGGACGGCAAGAGCUGGAAUCCAGAGAGCAGGAGUUGCUGGUGGAAGUUAGACAGCUCAGGCGAAAGGUCAUGUCACAGGCUCGUGGAAAGCAAGCCCCACCAACAGAUGCACAGUGGAGCAGCUGA
This is a messenger RNA of Podarcis lilfordi (Lilford's wall lizard), 23813 nucleotides long. The record is from the annotation of a GenBank genome assembly. NCBI's taxonomy places the organism in Eukaryota, Metazoa, Chordata, Lepidosauria, Squamata, Lacertidae.